Messenger RNA from Colletotrichum scovillei, 1907 nucleotides. RefSeq lists its product as uncharacterized. The coding region runs from base 255 to 1628 and encodes 457 amino acids. The record is from RefSeq and is a predicted model, not a curated record. Lineage: Eukaryota; Fungi; Ascomycota; Sordariomycetes; Glomerellales; Glomerellaceae. The transcript has 7 exons.
GUAGAAACUAUGAACGACGCUACGGAAACAGCUUCCUUCUCAUAGCCGACUCUCGCAUACUUAUACAUAUAUCUCUCAAGGGAGUCGACAUACACAGGAUAUACCAACGACGCUGUCAAAGAAACCGUCGCUCAACACCAUCAAGAAGCACCCUACCUCUGACGGACCACGCAUCUUAGUACUCGUGGACUUGAGAUCCCAAGAGUUUUAAAGCCUUCUUGAAUCAACAUUCACUGAAACGUCAAGUUAAAAGAAUGGAUUUACCAAUUGAGACAGUGACAUGGUCGGCAUCAGAUCUUGGGUUCUUUGGAUACACCGAGCGAAAGGCUAUGGUGAUAAGAUCCCUAGACGGUGAGGAGCCUACAAGCCAAGCCCUUCAUACCAAAGAAGACUGGGAGCGAUGGUUCAGCUCUUCACAAGGUAGCUCUCCUGAGUGGAAGGACUUGAAGCCAGGAGUGUGUGUGAUUCUGUGUAGCAGAGCUCCUCCGAUCUCCGAAGCGCCCGGCAGAAUACAGUACCUCCCGUUUACAGGAAACACUUGGGAAAGAAUCACUAGAGAGUUUCAUGUAUCUCGAAAUGUUAAACGAACGAUAGCAAGACUGGUCCCGUGCUUCUCUUCCGCCCGUGAAAAUGACGCGACGUCAGGUCAUCUCAAGAUGUCCUUUUCUGCGCGCAUGUCUUCAAGUCUGCCGGACGAUCUAGCAAUGUCUGCCACUUACAUACCGAGUACUGGUACCACAUUUGCUGUGGCAUAUGGUUGUAAUGAUCACCAGAUGAGAAGCAUUGAGUUAAAAGUGCGGAGAGCAGGCAAACAAGCCUUCCACCCACUCAUGAUGCCAGGGAUAUUUGAAGAGCUAGCGAGAGCGAGGUUGGUUGAGGCAGUAGAAGAUCUGCUAGAUGAUUUUACACUUCGAUCAGAAAAGCUCGAAACACAUCCGUGGAGCCCAGACGCAGAUACGGACGGCUCAAAAGCGCAACAGCAUUUAUCUCUCUGUGUUAAAAGCCAGAAUUUGAUGGACCAAAUUCGUAUGGCAAAACGACAAUUGGCAAAGUUCUCAAAAGAAAUUGACAUCAUAACGACAGAGCUCGAGUCUCUCGGCGGGGUUGAAUACAUUUACAAGAGUCAGCCAAGAGCAACAGAGGUGGCGAAAGUAGGGCUAAAGAUGAAGAAGAGGGUGGACGACAUCAUGAUAGAAUAUGACGAUAAGAUCGAUGAGUGCCAGAUGAUGGUUUGCAACACAUCAUUGGCAAUGCAAACAGUCUGGAACCACAUUGCAAGACAAGACUCAAAGACCAACACCAAGAUGUCAAAAGCAAAUGCUGCCAUCGCAGUGCAAACAAAGGUCGAAAGCGCUCAGAUGAGAACGAUUGCGCUUCUUACAAUGAUAUAUCUCCCCCUGUCUAGUGUUGCAGCCAUAUUUUCUAUGGAUAUGUUCAACUGGGAGGCAGUCGAAGGUCAGUCUAUAGUAUCGAAACACAUUUGGCUAUUCGCAGUCCUUGCAGUUGGUCUCACGCUGCUCACCAUUGCUGCAUGGUUCUUGGGAACGCGGCGAGAGAAGGCCAUGGCGGAUAAGUCGGACAAUUACUUCAACUCGCCGCAAAGACAUGACACAUUCGAGUAUGUUUGAAGAGGGGAGUCACUUGGUCUGACCGAGAUGAGGCAGGGGACUUGUAUAGGGCGAAUCAUGGUUUCAUCUGGAGAGACGGCCACCACUGGAAGAAUUUUCGACCUGAACAUUAUAGGCGGUCAAUAAUGUAGGUGCACUGGCGGUGAUCUAUCACUGAAGUUCAAGUUCCACAGAAGUCGGCGUGGAGAUCAUGAAUUACUUUAAUCCAUGCUUACUGGCGUAUGCGCGAUCAAGAUUUCGUCUUAUUAUUCUCGAGGCUUUAGCUUUAGCGGUUAUCGC